Molecule: messenger RNA, 1129 nt
Organism: Cheilinus undulatus (humphead wrasse)
Lineage: Eukaryota; Metazoa; Chordata; Actinopteri; Labriformes; Labridae
Gene: eif4ebp3l
Product: eukaryotic translation initiation factor 4E binding protein 3, like
Exons: 3
Coding region: 280-618 (112 amino acids)
Biological process (GO): negative regulation of translational initiation
Cellular component (GO): cytoplasm
Molecular function (GO): eukaryotic initiation factor 4E binding
Source: RefSeq, a predicted model, not a curated record
UCCCAUGGCUCCAGCACAAAAACAUCACGAGUGGUAGCUGCAGCUGUGGGUUCUCCAUAUACAGCACAUGGUAGCGUUUGCUUGUAGAGACGGACACCACCUGGCACGAAAUUUGACUUAAACGUUUACUACAAGUCAAAGGUGUACCACUUCAACUCUUUAUCAACAUUAUUUUAGGACACCCGUACCUUAAGCGUCAUUUUGUGUUUAAAAACAGUCUGAGCGUUUAGUCGCGUCUUCGAGGACCUUUACAGCAGUUGUCCAGCAGCAGAAUCUAGCAUGUCGACAGGCACAAAAGAAGUUAAAAGCUGUCCAAUCCCCACCAGGGUCUUAACCCUGAAGGACUGGUCCCAGCUACCCGACUGUUACAGCCAGACCCCCGGGGGUACACUCUUUUCAACAACGCCUGGAGGUACUCGCAUCAUCUAUGACAGGAAGUUUUUGUUGGAUUGUCGAAACUCCCCUCUUGCCCGAACCCCCCCAUGCUGUCUGCCCCAGAUCCCAGGGGUCACAGUACCUGCUACACACCCCAUGGGGAAAUUGCAGGAUCUGAAAGAAGAGGCGGAAGAGGAUGAGAAGGAUAUUCCAGAUGACAACCAGUUUGAGAUGGACAUCUGAGCUCCAGUACUACCUCCUAUGGAGAGUUAUUAGUUAAAACAACUCCAAGGUCAUUAAUGACUGUACUGCAUUACAUAUGAAGCUUUUUUCACCUUUUUUAAUAAAAGCUUUUGUGAGGAACCAAAAAGUGACGAAACUUUAGGGUGUUUUUGACCCUAGUUAAGUGUGUAAGGUAUACGCUGCUUUGAUUGGUUGCUCACUCAUUUGGGAGCUGCAGCAGGAUUGAAAAAUCUGUUUUGAUUUAACUUUUUUUUUUAUCUUUUGUAAAUAAGAAAAUUGUAACAUGUAGCCUAUUUUUUAAGUUGGGGAAUAUACUAUGACUACAUUACAGCAUGUAGAGUUUUCCACUGCAGGAAUCAGUUAUGUUGUUGUUGUCUCCAAAGAGGAUGGCUUACUCUGUUCAUCUCUUAUUUGGGGGCCAGGGCCUUCUGAAAAUCAGCGCCUGCUCUGUUUUGUAUGGAGUGAAAGAUGAAAUGUGAAUAAUUUCAAAUAAAGGCUGUUUGAACUGUCA